This is a messenger RNA of Bipolaris zeicola 26-R-13, 981 nucleotides long. RefSeq lists its product as uncharacterized. The record is from RefSeq and is a predicted model, not a curated record. Gene Ontology annotation, biological process: lipid homeostasis. The transcript has 2 exons. Lineage: Eukaryota; Fungi; Ascomycota; Dothideomycetes; Pleosporales; Pleosporaceae. The coding region runs from base 1 to 981 and encodes 326 amino acids. Gene Ontology annotation, cellular component: membrane; endoplasmic reticulum.
AUGUCUCUAGUCGAUACUGUACUCAGACCCAACAUGCGGGAUCCUCUCCCCCCACCUUCGCUGCUUGUCCAAGCAAGCAAGCCCCUCGCUGACAAACUGAGCCUGACGACUCUUCCUUACCAUGUCCACGAGAUAUUCCUCGGUUUCCUCGGAUACCACUUCAUCCUCUAUGUCCUUUCGCCGGCUGUCUCGCGACUAGUAUGCCCAAAAGCCUACCAUGGCUUCAACAAGCGCACGCGACUCAACUGGGACAUUCACUGGGUCUCCAUGAUUCAGUCUCUCUUCAUAUGCGGCGCUGCGUUAUGGGUAAUCUUCAAGGAUGAAGAACGACACGCCAUGGACUGGAGGGGAAGACUCUGGGGCUACACGCCAGCAAGCGGCAUGGUCCAAGGCUUUGCUGCCGGCUACUUCCUCUGGGACCUCCAAAUAUCCACACAAUACAUCAGUAUCGCCGGCGUCAGUGCGCUCAUCCACGCCAUCGGUGCUCUGGCCGUAACCUGCAUCGGUUUCAAACCCUUUGGAAACUACUACGGUCUCUCCUUUGUCCUCUACGAGUUAUCCACCCCGUUCCUUAAUAUCCACUGGUUUUGCGACAAGCUCGGAAUGACGGGAUCCAAGCUCCAGCUCUACAACGGCAUCGCUUUGCUUGUGACGUUUUUCGGCUGUCGCAUCGUCUGGGGAACUUACCAGUCCAUUAUGAUUUACUCGGAUAUCUACAAGGCUUUGACCAUUUCACAGACUGAGAGCAUGAGUUCACUCCUGGAGGCGCAAAAAUGCGACGGAAGCACCAAUAGCAGCAUGGGUCUUGAUGGAUCUGGAAACUGCUAUGGUGACCUCCCCAUGUGGCUGGUUUGCGUCUACCUGGUUGGUAACACGGCACUAAGCAUGCUCAACUUCUUCUGGUUCAAUCAGAUGAUCAAGGCUGUCCGCAAGAGGUUUGUGCCUGCAGAUGAAAAGGCGCAAGCCAAGAAGAGCCAGUAA